Molecule: messenger RNA, 1878 nt
Organism: Exophiala bonariae
Lineage: Eukaryota; Fungi; Ascomycota; Eurotiomycetes; Chaetothyriales; Herpotrichiellaceae
Exons: 8
Coding region: 1-1878 (625 amino acids)
Biological process (GO): DNA-templated transcription
Molecular function (GO): DNA binding; zinc ion binding
Source: RefSeq, a predicted model, not a curated record
AUGCGCGCAGCCUCAAUCAACGACGGUGCCAAGUCAGAAUCUCAAUUUGCAUACCAUACCUCGACGACGCAGGAGAUCUCGCAGCCCUCCAAUGUCACCCGUCACAUACAUGGCUCUUGGACUGCUGUUCCGAUGAGUGAUUCUACAUCUGUGUUGAACGACGAAGAACAGAUCUCCAUAUCCCCACAGAUUUCAAAUUGGGAACAUUUCGGACCCACUUCUUGGAUAACCAUUUGUUCACAACCUGGAUUAAGGUGGGUAGCAGAGCGGACAGGGACUGAUGAUCUUGCGCACAGCGCCAAGGGGCUUCUGUUAAGUUGGUCUCAGCGCUUGAAGUUCAACUGGACCAAAGACCGCACCAUAGCUCCGGAGCCCGAUUAUCAUACGGCCCUGGCAUAUACAAAUGCUUACUUUGAGGAUUCUUUUGAAGCAUACUACGGAGCAGUCUACCGUCCUGAAUUUGAAACACGCCUUACUCAGCAUUUUCGAGAGGCCACCUUGGACGAUGAUCCGUCCUGGUAUGCGCUGAGGAACAUUGUCUAUGCAACUGGAUGUCGAACCUUAUUGUCGAAGCAGGGAAUCAUAUCAUGGCAAGAGAUUCAACAUCGUUCCUGGCCUUUCUUUGAGAACGCCCUUUCUGUCUAUGUCGAGUUGCUUUUCACGCCUACCGGACUUAUGGCUAUUAGGGCAUUAGUGGCUAUGAAUCUGCAUCUUGAAGGCGCCGGAAAUCCAGCUCUCGAAUCAAUGAUGUGCGCAAGUGCUGUGAGAUUGGCACAAUCAAAAGGCUUACACCGCCAGCCAGCCAGUAACUGGAAUCUACCUCGGAACGAGAUUUUACAUCGAAAUUGGUUGUUUUGGGCCAUCUAUGCUUUGGAAAAUCAAUUCAGUCAUCGUUCAGGACGUCCGUCCGUGGGUUUUCCGCUUUCCCGGCAGGAACUCGAUUCAUAUGCUGACGAACAACUUUCCCAGAUCAUCGAUGAUGCUAACAUUAGUUGUCAAAUUCCUUCGAGUAUUCCCCCAGGUAGUACGAUUGAUCUCGAGUUCUUGACCGCAAUGAUAGCGCAUGCACAAAUCUCAGCUCGAAUCUGCAAAAAGUUAUUAACAGUUUCCGCCUUUCGACAGCCACCAGCGGAUAUCAUCGAAGUAAUGGACCAGCUGAUCUACCAACUGGAGCAUUGGAAGGAUUCCCUGCCGACUGCCCUCAGCGAUGAUCUCCCGGGCACGGUUGUACAACUCUCAAAUACACGGAGAUUAAACAAGAUUCUAUACCUCAAGUUUGCUUAUUAUGGCAGUCUUACGGCUAUCCAUACAAUCUUCUUCUUCCCAUGGAUAUCGGCUAUAUGCGAUAUUGAUCCUCACAACAAAACUCAUAGCGAGCAAAUUGCAAAUUCCACACGGAUCGUGGCAGACACUGCGCGAAGCAUUAUCCGUGCCACGAGAUCGAUGCAGGUCAAUGCAACGUCCCCACAAUGGCUCGUAUUUUACUACCCCAUGGUUGGUUUGAUCAAUCUUUUUUUACACAUCCUGAAACAGCCUUCUCUAGCAUCUGCAUCUUCCGAUGUUGCCAUUCUGGACAUCGCUGUGGGUCAUUUUGGCCACCUUGAAAUUCUCUCCUCCUCAGAACUCAGUUACCCGUUUGCAAGGGAGGUUGCAGGCUUGGCUCACAUGACAGUCAAGCGCCACAAGAAAGCCAAUGCAGACCCUGCCAUAUUGAGCACUCCGACCCCUGAAAGUCCACAAGCGCCACAAUUCGAUGCCGGAAAUGUCGACUUUGAGACGUGCAACUUUGGGUUUGACGCUCUAGUGUCGGACAGUUUCAGUAUCUUCGGUACGGACGAUAUACCAGUCGAGGGUGACAUGAUAUACUUUCCACCUUAA